UCCGCCGCGUCCUCGCAGGUGGAGGCGGCCCCAGCUACGGCAGCGCGCAGGCAGCGCGGGGCCGCGGCAGCCGUGGGGGCCGGGGCCACGGCCAGGCCGCGCCACGCCACCGGGGUUGCCGGCGAGUGCCGGGCGGCGGUGCCGAGCGCGCCCAUGGGCAGGGCGCCCCCCGCGGGCUCAUCGCCGCCAGCUCUGGGGCAACGUGAGGUGUCCCGGCGGCAGUGAGGGCGGAGCGGGACGAGCAAUGGCGCGGCGGACGGCCGCCACGGCGGCGGACGAGCUGGCCAACGCAGCCGCCCGCGGCGACCUGCAGCGCCUGAGGGAGCUGCUGGACGGCGCGGCGGACCCCAACGCCAUCAACUCCUACGGCCGGACCCCCAUCCAGGUGAUGAUGCUGGGCAGCCCGCGGGUGGCCGAGCUGCUGCUGCAGCGCGGCGCCGACCCCAACCGCCCGGACCCGCGCACCGGCUGCCGCCCGGCGCACGACGCGGCUCGGGCCGGCUUCCUGGAGACGCUGGCGGCGCUGCACCGGGCCGGCGCCCGCCUCGACCUGCCCGACGGCCGCGGCCGCCUCCCCCUCGACGUGGCGGCGGGGGGUCCCCACGGGCCGGUGGGACAGUACCUGCGGACCACCUACUCCUGUGACAUCCCCUCCCUUAAUUUAUUGCCCGCGGCCGCCUCGGGAGACACGAAAUCAGGCAGCACUCCCGAGCUGUAAAUAAUCCUCGGAUCACCUCUCUCGUCUCGGAUGCAUGAAGGACCGGCGGGGUACGUGUUGUGUAGUACCCUAUAUUUUACACGUGUUUGCAUGUCACUGCACUUCAAGCCCUACCCCUCUCUCUUGACACACGAAGAUACAAACAAUAUGAAGAGAAAUAAAUAUGAAGGAACAGCCUUUGCACAGAGGUGGCACAAUAAGCCCUCCGUGAUUUGACAGGACAUUGUCUGGGCUUUCUGUUCACCUUCCUCCUCACUGGCACACACCAGUCCUCCAUCUGAAUGGGACUGGAGAGGCUCCAGGCUCUCACAGGCGCAAGCCAACAGCUCCUGGUUUGAUUUCAGACCCAAAUUGGACUCACAGGGCGCUGAAGCUGAUCUCUGCUUCUCCCUAGCAAAACCGGCCAGGACGGAGGGGAAUCUGAGACUUCCUGGUAUGGCUGCAGCUUUGGCAAACACCUUAAAACCACGUAAGAUGCUAUGCAUGUCUGUGCAUGGGUUCGUGGUGCAUCCAUGGCUCUUCUCAUUAAGGCUGUAAACAUGAGACCUGGAAGGAGGGGAAAAAAAUAGAGAGAUUUGUGUCUCUGCAAGCCCAAUACCCACCUCUCUUGAAGUAAUAAGUGUUUCACCAACUUGCAGGUGACCUUCUCUGAGGUACUCUAACAGUAUUUUGAAGAAAUCACGACAGCUGCAAAACAAAGCCAUGUGGAACAAAAACCUAAAAAUCAUAUGACCAAACUCGGCCCUGGAGUUUCCCAAGUUGCUCAAAGGUAGCAUAUUUGGAAAAGAAACAAACAUACUCUUGUAAUAACAGCUGGUUGUAAAGGCUGCUGGAGGAGGAGGAGGAACAAGAGCAGGGGAUAGAUUCAUUAUUUGAGAGCUGAUCCAAAUUUCACCAACUGCCACCCUGGGUGGGGAAGAUAGAUGUGAGCACCCCGUGAAGAACACUAUAGCAGCCCAGCCAAGGGGCAGGGGACAAAUGGGAAGAUCCAGAGCUCUUCAGGAGUGCUGCGGGAAGAGUGCUGGCAGCAGCGAGGACGGCACUUCAUGAAAUGAGUGGGAGACCUUACAUCCCUCUUACAACCCACACAAGGAGGUGCCCAAACUUUAGGCAUCAAGAAGCCAAAGCUGGACACAAAUCACAAACACUGUGCAAGGCUACCCGCAGGGGAUUAAAGGGGGAAAAAGGUUUCUCUUCGUUUUACAUUCCUGCUGAUCAUCUAACUCCUAGAUAUUUAAUUCAUAUAUGUUUAAAAUAAUAUAUACACUUUUCUAUAACAUAUUGGAAUAUGUAAUUUAUUUCAUCAUUUCAUACAAUCAAGUAUUUAAUACUAUUUCAUAGAUGCUUUAUAAUUUAAGUUGGUAUGCUAUAUGGGUAGUUACACCAUUUGUGUGUAUAACACAUCUGUGUAAUAUGUGUAUAUAUAUAUAUUCAAUGUAUAUUUUUAU
Messenger RNA from Colius striatus (speckled mousebird), 2166 nucleotides. Its product is annotated as cyclin-dependent kinase 4 inhibitor B-like. Gene Ontology annotation, cellular component: nucleus. Bases 245 to 718 code for a protein of 157 amino acids. The transcript has 2 exons. Lineage: Eukaryota; Metazoa; Chordata; Aves; Coliiformes; Coliidae. Gene Ontology annotation, biological process: negative regulation of cell population proliferation; regulation of cyclin-dependent protein serine/threonine kinase activity. Gene Ontology annotation, molecular function: cyclin-dependent protein serine/threonine kinase inhibitor activity; protein kinase binding. The record is from RefSeq and is a predicted model, not a curated record.